Molecule: messenger RNA, 585 nt
Organism: Soboliphyme baturini
Lineage: Eukaryota; Metazoa; Nematoda; Enoplea; Dioctophymatida; Soboliphymatidae
Source: the annotation of a GenBank genome assembly
AUGACCGUUGUCCACCCCGCGUCCACUGGUCGCUUAGCGGCUGUCGCGAACUGUCGCUUGCGCGCCCCGCCGCGCCGCGCCGCGCCGCGCCGCGAACUCCGCCACCCUCCGCCGCCGAAGGCGGUAAAUUCCGCAAUGGCGUGCGCGCGAUACCUGUUCAUCAAAAAACCAGUUUCUCUGAUCAUCCCGCAGUCCUACCGCAUCGUCGUCUUCGUCUUGGUCGUCGUGGCCCUGCGGUUGUCUUCCUUGCCUCCCGCCUCUUCGGAUGUGGCGGAUCUCUGUUGUUGUGUUGUUGCAUUUGUUGUUGUUUUCUGGCAUGGACCGUCGACCGGAAGUGUACCUCGCUCCCCUCGCCUCACCUCAGAACAGUGCUUAAGUUUAAUCACCGAAAUACACAAACUCCGUCGUCGUCCACUCGCAUUCAUGGAAGCGUUUGGUGAGCGCGUGAUACUGCCAUCUUCUGAUGUCGCGGCUCACCUUAAGAAGGAGGAACUCGCUCUGAACGUUCGCGUCGCCCCGAAAACAGCGCGACAUGCCAACGACGACGACGACGACGACAAAAUCGGUGUUGACGACGACGGCUAG